Menidia menidia (Atlantic silverside) is the source of this 1026-nucleotide messenger RNA. The record is from the annotation of a GenBank genome assembly. NCBI's taxonomy places the organism in Eukaryota, Metazoa, Chordata, Actinopteri, Atheriniformes, Atherinopsidae.
AUGGCAACUUCUAAGAAGGGGAAGAAAGUUGUAAAUCAAGAAGAACUUCGGCGGUUGAUGAGAGAAAAACAAAGGCAAAAUACAGACAAAAAGCGUGUUGAGUCUCCGUUCGCUAAGUACAACAGCCUCGGCCACCUAAGUUGCGUCCUGUGCAAUGUGCAGGUGAAGUCAGAAUUAUUGUGGCCCGCCCAUGUUCUUGGAAAACAGCAUAAAGAAAAGGUUGCUGAGCUGAAGGGAGCAAAGAGUCAACCAAUGCUGCCACCGAGUGAAAAGGUAAAGAGGAAAGCGCCGGAAAACGAUGUUGCCAAUACAAAAAAGGCCAAGCCAGCUUCGGGGGCAGGGCAGUCUGGUUCGGGACUACCAGAGGAUUUCUUUCAAAAACCCGGUGAUAAAACAACCGACUCUGCCCAAAAGUCUGCAGGGUUGAGUUUGUUGGCUGGAGUUUAUGAUGAAGAUAACGAUGACGGGACAGAAGAGGCUGGUGAGGCAAAUCCUUCUACUCAGAAAACAGAAAGUGCAGGACUGCCAGCUGACUUCUUUGAUAGCUCCAUUCCAUCCACACCUGCCAUAUCCCACUCAGGAUCCAUUCUCAAAGCAGAUGUGCAAGAAAAGACCACUGAAAAGAAAGACAAAAUGGCUGAAGCCUUGCCUGAGGGCUUUUUUGAUGACCCAGUCAGGGAUGCCAAGGUGCGCAAAGUUGAGGCACCCAAGGAUCAAAUGGACAAGGAGUGGGAAGAGUUUCAAAAGGAGAUAAGACAGGUGAACACAAAAUCUGAGGCCAUUGUGGCAGAGGAUGAUGAAGAAGGACGAUUUGAGCGUCAGAUUGACGAAAUUGACGAGCAAAUUGAGUGUUACAGGAGGGUGGAGCUGCUCAGAGACAAGCGGGAUGUGGUUAAAAGCAGGCCCCUGACAAGAAAGCAGGAACCAAUGGAGACUGAAGAAAGCACUGAAGCAGAGGGAGAGGAUGAAGAUGAAUUGCUGGGGCUUUUGACCCAGGACUGGAGGGCGAAAGGGGCUCUUGCUUAG